CGCUGCGCACUGUUUCGAGCGCGCCCCCGAUUGCGGAAGCGGAUGAGACGCGCAGCGCUGCUGAAUGAGGAACGAGAGUUCACAAGUCGCGGUUUGAAUUGAUCAUCAAGAGAGCGCGUAUUUAUUUGAUCCUAGUCUUCCACCCGACGGUGUGGUUGCCGUCCCUCCCUAAUGCCUGUUUCUCCAGGCUAUGCACGUCUUAACCAUAAUGAGCCUAUGAACUCUCUGCGCAUCUCUGUUGGAGGGCUCCCGAUGCUGGCUUCCAUGACCAACACCAUAGACUCCCGCUUCCGCAUCAAAUGGAAAGCCAUUGUGGUGGUAGCAUCAGCGCUAACCCUCGUCCUCCUCAUCUACAUGCAGCUUUUGCCCUUCCACCCCCAACCUAGUGGCAGAUAUGGAUUGAGGUUAAACCAUCAUGAGAUGAGAGCGGAGGACCACUACAAUGACACAUACCCCCUCAGUCCACCAGAGCGCACGGCACAGGGCACGCGCUACCGUAUAGGGGUCAUCGCUGACCUGGACACAAACUCUCUUAGUGACAAGAAGCUGACCUGGUUCAGCUACAUGCUAAAGGGUCACCUCCUGGUGUCAGAGAGUGGAGAUACAGUGGCGGUCGAAUGGGAUCAGGAAAGGGUGGUCUUAGAAAGCCACCUGGCAGAGAAGGGUCGGGGCAUGGAGCUCUCUGAAUUAGUGGUGUUUAAUGGCAAACUGUACAGUGUGGAUGAUCGUACAGGAGUAGUGUAUAACAUAGAAGGACUUAAGGCAGUGCCCUGGGUUAUACUGCCAGAUGGGGAUGGCUCUGUUUCAAAAGGUUUUAAGGCAGAGUGGCUUGCAGUGAAGGAUGAACAUCUAUAUGUGGGGGGUUUGGGAAAGGAGUGGACCACCACCAGUGGAGAAGUGCUGAAUGACAAUCCUGAGUGGGUGAAAGUGGUGGGAUUCCAUGGAGAUGUACAGCACCACAACUGGGUUCCCAAGUACAACUCUCUCCGCAGCGCUGCAGGCAUCAGUCCACCCGGGUACCUCAUACAUGAGUCUGCAGCUUGGAGCGACACAUUGCAACACUGGUUCUUCCUGCCGCGACGUGCUAGCAGCGAGCGGUACGAUGAGACAGCAGAUGAGCGGCGGGGCACCAAUAUAAUGCUCAGCUGCUCCCCAGACUUCCAGGACAUUAAAGUGAGAAACGUUGGGCCCCUGAACCCUACACAUGGCUUUUCGUCUUUCAAGUUUGUCCCCAACACAGAUGACCAGAUUAUUGUUGCCCUGAAGUCUGAGGAGGAUGCUGGGAAAAUUGCCACUUACAUUGUGGCAUUCACUUUGGACGGCCGAAUAUUGCUUGCUGAAACUAAGAUUGGGGAUGUGAAGUAUGAAGGACUUGAAUUCAUUUAGUGUCAAAGGGAUUGUCUGGAGGUAAAUACGUGCCAAGGACUGGUAAAUACCUUUGUCUAGAUGAUGUACAUCUAGAUGUGGACAUUGAUGUGUCUUAAGGUUGAAAUAGUUGAAUGAUGUUCAAAUAAUGCCAACUGGCUAUUGGCAGACAUUGCCUAAAACGUUGUUGUGGUUGUAGAGACUGAAAGGAAUUAGGACAUGUUGACUUUGAGAGACUUAUCAGAGCAUUCAUCAAGAGUUUUUUAUUUCUUUGUUUUUUCACUUCCAUUUUCAACAGAGACCUUUAGUGGUUUCACGCCAGUACUGUACUUACCGUGUAAUGAAUGUAACAGAAUGAAGUGAAGUGAUAGACUAUAGCAUAUGCAUAAAAUAGUUUACUCUACACACAUUAUUGCAGUUGCCAUGUGGUCUUGUGAAUGUCUUUUUUUUAAUCAUGCAUUUUUGUUUUUUACUUUCUUGAUCAAUGUCUUAAGAAGAUCAGCUACUUUUAAAAAGAAAUCUAAAAAAAACCUGAACUGUCACAAAAUGAUGAAUGUUAUUUUCCAUUGAUGCACCAGAGCUAUUUAUUUGUUGUUGCUGUUUUUGUCCUGAAAACAACAGAUUGAAGGUUUUUAAGAAAGCUA
This is a messenger RNA of Megalobrama amblycephala (Wuchang bream), 2009 nucleotides long. RefSeq names its product calcium activated nucleotidase 1a (gene cant1a). Gene Ontology annotation, biological process: proteoglycan biosynthetic process. The transcript is spliced from 4 exons. The coding region runs from base 172 to 1386 and encodes 404 amino acids. Lineage: Eukaryota; Metazoa; Chordata; Actinopteri; Cypriniformes; Xenocyprididae. Gene Ontology annotation, molecular function: GDP phosphatase activity; UDP phosphatase activity; calcium ion binding. The record is from RefSeq and is a predicted model, not a curated record.